AUGGGAGCAGCUGAGGAUGUGUGGUGGGAGCAGCGUGGACCAAUUGUAAGCUCCUGGAGGCGGGAGAGGGGCGUGGCCCGGGCAGGAGAAGGAAAUGGCGGCGCGGGUGUCGGGCUUUGGAGCUCCCGCACAGAAAUGCCCCUCCUCCGUCUGGUCCCUCACCUCUGCCAGCUGUGUCCCCGAUGCCCUCCUUCUGCCAGGCCCCUCAGCUCCACUGUCUGCCUGAGGGCAAGACAGAGUAACUAUUAUGAGCUUCUGGGGAUCCGUCCAGAUGCCAGCAUGAAGGAAGUCAAACGGGCUUUUUUUGCCAAAUCCAAAGAGCUGCACCCUGACCGAGACCCAAAGAACCCUGCCCUCCACAACCAGUUUGUGGAGUUGAAUGAAGCCUACCGGGUUUUGAGCAAGGAAUCCAGCCGGCGAGACUAUGACAGCCGGCUCGACGUUCGGGGCUCCACGCCACCUCCCUAUCACACCUCCCAGUCUCCCUACCAGAGCUACCGCCCUGCCUCUGCCUCUGCCUCUGCCUCUGCCUCCGGCUCCAGCUCCUGGUCCUCAGCCGAUGCUCGGUACUGGGCCCAGUUCCACAGGGUGCGUCCCGAGGACUAUGGAGGCUCUCGGCAGAGGCAGCAGCGGCAGAACCAUCAAGUUCUGGGAUACUGCCUCCUGCUGAUGGUGGGAGGCAUGGUGAUGCACUACAUUGCCUUCAGCUGGAGCAGGUCCACCGAAGCUUUAUGGAUGAGAAGGACAGAGUUAUCAUGGCCAUCUACAACGAGAGCAGAAGCAGGGCCAGGGCGAACAGCGCCAGGCUCCAGCAGGAGAGACUGCAGAAGCCCCAGAGCCCCCAGCCGCACCCCGGGAAAUGACCUGCGACCCUUCUUCCCUUCCCGGCCCCCGGCCCCGGAGAGGGUGACAGGGGCCCGGUGCCCAUCUGGACCGUUGCUGCCCGUGUGCAAUAAAGUCAUUGUCAGUGGGUGUCUGACUCCUCCCUUGUGCCUCCGGUCUUCCCGCAGGCCUUGCCUUCGGCCAGGGUCCGGCUCUGGGCGCUGCCCCUUCGGCGGCCGGAGCCCUCUGGGCUUCUUCCCUCCCACGUGGGCGGUAGCCCCAGGCGUGAGCGAGAGCUGUCCACCCGGUCAGAGCCAGCAGACUGGGAGGGAGGGAGGGGGCGUGUGCAGCCCUAGGGGGAGCGGCCCGGGCUGGGGGUGCGGGCCGCGGGCAGCCCCGCGUGUCUGGGUCACAUGA
Vombatus ursinus (common wombat) is the source of this 1239-nucleotide messenger RNA. It is a transcript of the gene DNAJC4, whose product is annotated as DnaJ heat shock protein family (Hsp40) member C4. Bases 1 to 1239 code for a protein of 412 amino acids. NCBI's taxonomy places the organism in Eukaryota, Metazoa, Chordata, Mammalia, Diprotodontia, Vombatidae. The transcript is spliced from 9 exons. The record is from RefSeq and is a predicted model, not a curated record.